AUGAAAGACUCGCUCUACCAUCGCCUCUGGCGCCGGGAAUGCGGGGAACAGUCGCAGUAUGCUGGGCUUCGGGGCAUUUACGGAUCUAGGGAAUGGGUCGACAACCUCGACAUUGUGAACGAGCUCGGUGGACACACAGGGUGUGUCAAUGCCCUCAGUUGGUCACGAUCAGGACGUCUUCUGGCGUCUGGCUCCGAUGACCAGUACCUCAAUAUCUACUCCUAUCAACCCGAAUCCUCCAAUUCCCAAUUCGCGCUCAACACAACCGUCUUCACCGGCCACAAAGCCAACAUCUUCUCCGUCAAGUUCAUGCCGCAUUCAAAUGAUGGGACUCUGGUCACAUGCGCCGCCGAUUCAACAGUGCGUGUAUUCGAUAUCGAAUACUCACGUGGCAAACCCGGCGUUGACCCCUCGGGGUGGGAAGCGUCCGUGCGUAGCCGCCGCUUUAGUGAGUUCUUCACUGGCGCGCGGUAUCUGAGUGACGGCAAUACCAAUACUAGGGUGUAUCGCAGCCACGCCGAUCGCGUCAAGCGUAUCGUAACUGAGUCUUCCCCGUACCUCUUUCUCACCUGCUCCGAGGAUGGCGAAGUCCGUCAGUGGGAUUUGCGGCUGCCGUCUAGUGCAUAUCCUCCUCCGCGUGGCGGUCAGGGCUUCAUGUCAUACCGACCAGGACGGCAACAUGAUGACUCGAAUCCAACCGCACUAUAUUGCCUUGGGUGGUGCGCACAUGCACUGCUUCCUGCACGACAGACGGAUGAUUGGCCCGGACAGAUCCGCCGCAAGGGGCAGUGCUACUCAAGUGCGGGGAGUGUUGCCGACGAAGAAAUGAGCAAGGCAACACGAUGCGUGCGAAGAUUUGCACCAGGCGGCAAACAUCGCGUCAAGCAUGCCGCAGACGGACACAUCACAGCCUGUAAAAUCAGCGAUGCAAACCCCGAUGAGAUUAUUGUCAGCUGGUCGGGAGACCACAUUUACAGUUUUGAUCUGAUCCGCGGUCCGGAUGCCCGCGAGGGCCGCUCAGAGAAGGCAACACUCAAAGGCAAGAAUACACGAGCUCGACGCAGUUCGAAGAGCCGAAAACGCAAGCGCCAGAAGCCCACGACGCCCUCAUCGCAAGAGAGUGGCGGUCCGCAGCACUCUCGCUUUCGUUCUGAAGAUCUGGAUACUUUCAGCAGUGAUGAGACUGGCGAGGAAGAACACAUUGACUCUUAUCCUCCGUACGAUGGUCCUGUUCCAACCACUGCGGAGUCUAUACUUGAGCAGGCUCGGUUUGCUGUGCUGAACGAUGCGCAGCGAUUGAGUAUGCAAAUUGCAAAGGGACUGGUGAAGCUUCGCAGAAAUCUUUUCAGCCUUGAAGCGACAGUCCAAGAGGCUCUUAGGACUCCUGGUGUCACACCUGCAUCCUACGCGGAUUUUUUUGCAUCUACCUUGGAAAUGGCAGAGGAUUAUCUUCCAACGAUGGAAGAGGUCAUGCGCCAAUGGAGGUAUCCCUUGAAUCCUUCUCAAGAUACUGUUAAUUUCCAGAUGUCACUUCGCCACAAUCGCGAAUCGGCGUGGAGAUUCGUGCAAGCUUCUGGGGCGAUUUCCUAUGCGUUGUCGAAUCGACCCAUAGAUGUAGAAUCGGUCUUCCAGUCGAUCCAACCCGCACCAGGCGAAGAAGAAAUUCCCCCAGGAUCCAAAUUCGGCUAUGAGUUCCUCCGAGCAAUCCUACUGUGGCUACAGCACGGCAGGGCACGUCUGCUUGAGGGAUUCCAGCGCCGCAACGCUCCUCGACGAUCGCACGACCGGUACCCAAUUCCCGAUGAGUCCGAGGAAGAUGCCAUUGAAACGAUCCUGAUCCCCUACUUAAUGGACAUGGCUCGUGAUACCCCCGUUGUGAACCUCGAUGCCUCCAGCCAAAAUAACAGCGCUCGCAAUUUAUUCCCUACCCAGCUCGCUGCCGUGGCGACCUUUGGGAGAGUUGUUCGGCUGCCCUUGGAAGAUCUCGGUGACCCGGCUGCUAGGGUCGAGAGGCGCCGUGCUUCCAAUGUGCGAUGUCUGGACCGGGACUGUUCGAAGCGGUUCUGGGUCCUGCGGGUUGGGAGGAGCCUUCUAAUGGAGGCAGCCAAGGGAGUCAAUUACAUGUUUGUCAACCACGCUUUCGGCGGAAUGCGCGCUUUACCGGAGUCUUCGGGUAGUGAGUCGGAUGUGGAGAUAGAACAGGCUGAUAUCGAACCUAAUGCGGAAGAGGAGGGAAAUUCCAACGUCAACCUGGUUCUGGAUGGUAGGGCUCCGCAACAGGCCGAUGCGGAGUCUGAAAGUUCUCGGGGAGAGGCGAAGUCUUCCAAUGACGUCGCUAAUCGAGGAGAAGGUGGCAGUGAUGACAGCCAGGCAGAAGAUGAUAGCUCAGAUGACGAAGAGGAUGAUGACGAUGAUGUCGAUGAAUGGCCAUUGGGUUCAUCUGACGAUGAAGAUAACGCGGAAUACGACUCAGACGACACUACUACCUCGAACUAUGCUAUCCCAAGAGUCCGCCAACGAGAUGUCGAGCGACACGCUCCCUGCUCAACUCACAUUCGCAGCUAUCGCGGACACUGCAACAUCAAGACCGUUAAAGACGUCAACUUCUUCGGUCUGAACGACGAGUACGUAGUCAGCGGCAGCGACUCCGGCCACAUAUUCAUCUGGGACCGCAAGACUUCCCAUCUAGUCAACAUUCUUGAAGGCGACAGCGAUAUCGUCAACGUCGUCCAAGGCCACCCCUAUGAACCAAUGAUUGCCGCCUCCGGAAUCGACAACACUAUCAAAAUUUUCUCAUCAGACCAAAAUGCGCAAGAAGAUGCCCGCAACGGAAUCAACAUCCUCGACCCCGACAAUCCUUCCAACACUCUCGGUCGGAAUACUUCAAUCGGCGGCCUCGAAAGCCGCAAGCGCAUCCACGAAAGUUAUCGCAUCAUGAGCCAAAAUGACGUCGAGCGUCGCGGCGGCAUGAACGAAGCCCAGAUCACUCGCGAAAUGCUAGGCCGACUUGCUGCUAAUUUGCGGGAUCGGAGAGGUGUAUUGGGGACUGGGAUGGAGGGGCUUGAGGCUCCUGGGGAGCAUGCUACUGUUGUUCUUGACGAUAAUUGCUCGUCCUGCGUACAUAACAAGUUGUAUGUCGCUCCUUUUGACGGGGUUCUGGCAAGCAUAAUUUAA
This is a messenger RNA of Penicillium soppii, 3174 nucleotides long. RefSeq names its product WD repeat-containing protein. Gene Ontology annotation, biological process: negative regulation of fatty acid biosynthetic process. Lineage: Eukaryota; Fungi; Ascomycota; Eurotiomycetes; Eurotiales; Aspergillaceae. Gene Ontology annotation, cellular component: cytoplasm; Cul4-RING E3 ubiquitin ligase complex. Gene Ontology annotation, molecular function: protein binding. Bases 1 to 3174 code for a protein of 1057 amino acids. The record is from RefSeq and is a predicted model, not a curated record. The transcript has 6 exons.